Triticum turgidum subsp. durum (durum wheat) is the source of this 390-nucleotide messenger RNA. NCBI's taxonomy places the organism in Eukaryota, Viridiplantae, Streptophyta, Magnoliopsida, Poales, Poaceae. The record is from the annotation of a GenBank genome assembly.
AUGGCACCGAGGUGGUCUAGCAGCAGCAGCAAGGGCGUCAGGGAGGUGAUGGCCGUGGCGGGACUGCUCGAGGGGGCCGAGCAGCAGGAGGAAGGAAGCAGCGGCGCUGGAGGGUCCUGGCCGGUGGAGGACGACGUGGAGAAGGCGUCGGGGAUGGACGCACCAGGCGGAGGAGGAGAAGGGGCGCGCCGGGGGGAGGCUGGGUCGUCGCCGGCGGCGCUGGUGGGGAUCGGGCGCGGGGGCUCCUCCCCUGGCUCGAGGUGGAAGAGAGGAAGAGAGGGAGACGAGGGGAGGAAGAGCGAUGGUUGCGAGGGAGAGAUGGGGAUCGGGCUGAAGGAGUCUGGCGGUGCGAGGGAGAUCGAAGAGAGGGAGAGGGUUCGAGCGGGAUGA